Malassezia vespertilionis is the source of this 498-nucleotide messenger RNA. It is a transcript of the gene RPL12, whose product is annotated as 60S ribosomal protein L12. Gene Ontology annotation, cellular component: cytosolic large ribosomal subunit; ribosome. Bases 1 to 498 code for a protein of 165 amino acids. Lineage: Eukaryota; Fungi; Basidiomycota; Malasseziomycetes; Malasseziales; Malasseziaceae. The transcript has 3 exons. Gene Ontology annotation, molecular function: large ribosomal subunit rRNA binding; structural constituent of ribosome. Gene Ontology annotation, biological process: translation. The record is from RefSeq and is a predicted model, not a curated record.
AUGGCGCCCAAGAUCGACCCCAACGAAGUGAAGAUCAUUUACCUGCGUACCACCGGUGGUGAGGUCGGUGCCCCUUCGGCGCUUGCGCCCAAGAUUGGCCCUCUUGGUCUUGCCCCCAAGAAGGUUGGUGAAGACAUUGCCAAGGCCUCCAGUGACUGGAAGGGUCUCAACGUCACUAUACAGCUUACGGUCCAGAACCGCCAGGCCCAGGUCGCUGUUGUGCCUUCCGCCUCGUCUCUGGUCAUCAAGGCCCUGAAGGAGCCCCCGCGUGACAAGAAGAAGGUCAAGAACAUUCAGCACAGCGGCAAUGUUCCUCUUGAUGAGAUCAUUGAGAUUGCCCGGACUAUGCGCUACAAGUCCAUGGGCCGUAACCUCGCCAGCACAGUCAAGGAGAUCCUCGGUACCGCACACAGUGUCGGCUGCACGGUCGACAAGAAGCACCCCCACGAUGUCAUUGAGGGUAUCGAUGAGGGCAGUAUUGAGAUCCCCAUGGAGUAA